Molecule: messenger RNA, 1118 nt
Organism: Mollisia scopiformis
Lineage: Eukaryota; Fungi; Ascomycota; Leotiomycetes; Helotiales; Mollisiaceae
Product: s-adenosylmethionine mitochondrial carrier protein-like protein
Exons: 1
Coding region: 122-985 (287 amino acids)
Biological process (GO): transmembrane transport
Cellular component (GO): mitochondrial inner membrane
Molecular function (GO): S-adenosyl-L-methionine transmembrane transporter activity
Source: RefSeq, a predicted model, not a curated record
AACCCACCUUCGUGACCACAACCAUGCAACCACAAUCCCUCUGCAGGCUUCGGCCUCUCCCAUAAACACGUUCACUACCUCUACAGCUCUGAAAUUCUCUCAGACAACCCCCGACGCCACAAUGGCGACCCAAACCUCACCCGCAUUCACCACAGCCUUGCUCUCCGGAGCUCUAGCAGGCACCACAGUCGACCUCUCCCUCUACCCUCUCGACACUCUAAAAACGCGCCUCCAAUCCUCCUCCGGAUUUCUCGCCUCAGGAGGUUUCACUGGCAUAUACCGCGGCGUAGGAAGCGCCAUCAUCGGCUCUGCUCCUGGCGCUGCUCUAUUCUUCAGCACCUACGAAUAUACGAAGAGCUUCCUCUCAGCCCGCCGACACGCGACUGGGACUAAUGGAGAAAAUGGAGACUGGACGGCCCCGAUUGAACACAUGCUUGCUGCUAGCUUGGGAGAGGUAGCUGCUUGUGCAGUGAGGGUGCCUACAGAAGUUGUGAAGCAGAGGGCGCAGGCGGGUCAAUAUCCAAGUUCGUUGUUGACGCUACAAGCUAUUUUGGCACAGCAUAGAACGAUUGGUGUCUCGGGAGUAUGGAGAGAAUUGUAUAGGGGCUGGUCAGUCACGAUUAUGAGAGAGGUGCCGUUUACGGUCAUACAGUUCCCGUUGUGGGAAUCGAUGAAGGAAUAUAGAAGGAGGACAUCUGGCAAGGAGAGCAUUAGUGCUUUUGAGAGUGGAGUGUUUGGUAGUUUGGCGGGGGCCAUUGCGGCUGGGACUACGACGCCGUUGGAUGUGUUGAAGACGAGGAUGAUGUUGGCGAAAGAGAAGACGGCUAUGAUACCUUUGCUGAGGCAGAUCCUGAAGGACAGCGGUCCUAGAGCUUUCUUUGCUGGGAUUGGGCCCAGAAUAUUGUGGAUUAGUGCUGGAGGAGCCAUAUUCUUGGGAUCAUAUCAGUGGGCAUACAAUUCUCUUUCUGGCGAAAGCAGAAGGUAGCUAUGAAUACGGGUUGGGUGGCGGAUAUGCAUAUAAAUGGCGUUGAGCAGGAUUGGAAGACCCCGCUCUUCUUUGUAUGAACAAAUGUACAUUUCGUUGUAAGAUACAGAAACAAGUUUUUGAAAUACAUAGA